Molecule: messenger RNA, 1524 nt
Organism: Salvia miltiorrhiza (redroot sage)
Lineage: Eukaryota; Viridiplantae; Streptophyta; Magnoliopsida; Lamiales; Lamiaceae
Product: mitochondrial inner membrane protein OXA1-like
Exons: 10
Coding region: 179-1258 (359 amino acids)
Biological process (GO): mitochondrial respiratory chain complex IV assembly; protein insertion into mitochondrial inner membrane from matrix
Cellular component (GO): mitochondrial inner membrane
Molecular function (GO): membrane insertase activity
Source: RefSeq, a predicted model, not a curated record
AAGAAAGAGAGAAAUAAAGAAAUAAUUAUAAACAGAGUUACUAACUUGGAUCGUUCACAACAAUUGCAGCAAAUCAAAAGUUCUCUCACAUCAGCUCAAAACUCCACCACCAAAACCUUCUCCACUUUCAUCUUUUUCCUUCUUCCCAUCGCCCAUCCAAACCCUAGACGUUGAAGUAAUGGCGUAUAGGCAAAGCAUCAUAGCUCGAACAAGGUUGUUUUAUCAACAGCAGCAGCGAUUUGCCCCUUCAUUUUCACAUAUUAGUAGUAGCGAUCGCGAAGAAUCGCCUGCUAAAAGCAUUGGCAGGAAUUGUGAGAACCGCACCCAUUUUCUGAUAACCAGAAACAAUGCUGGCAAUUCCCUGCUAUCGGGAAAUGUUUCUCGACUUAUGCGAUCUGAGAUUCCGGCAGGCUAUGGACUGAUUUUCCACAGAAAUAUUUCAAAUGUGGGUUUGGACAUUGAGGUUCCUGCUGCGGAUUUGGAUGGCGUGAUUGAUGUGGUGGCUGAUAAGGCUUCCGAGGCAGCUCCGAUACUAAAUGAAGUUGCCAUUGCAGCGGCAGAUUCAUACGCUCCCGUGGCUGCCUACCAGUACUUGAUUGAUUAUGUGCACUGUUACACUGGAUUUGAAUGGUGGGCAUCGAUUGCCGCUGUAACUGUUUUGAUCCGUUUCAUUGAGCUUCCUUUUGUCAUACAUCGGCUGAAAUUCCCUCUCAAAAUUGAUGCUGGUAUAGGAGCACAACUUUCAGUAGCUUUACAAUCCGUCAGUAGCAAUGACUUGGAAAAGGCUCUCUUCAAUUUGAUAAAAGUACUUGCGAGCCUGGGCAAAGUUGUGAAAGAGGAAUUCAUGCGCCGUUACUUCUUUAAUGUAAAUAAGCUUCUUUUUUUCCUUGCUAUUUUAAACAUGGCGGAGAAUGUUCCCUCUUUCGUAACAGGCGGAACAUUAUGGCUUACAGAUUUAACAACUCCUGAUAGGUUGUAUCUUCCAAUCCUGUUGACAUUGACAUAUUGGAUUAGGAUAAAGGUGGAACCGUCAGUUUAUUUACGAGGUGCUACUCUUUCCAACACUGGGGCCGCGGUCGUAUCAGCAUCAGCGUUGUUCGAAUCAGCAUCAGCAUUGCUUGUCACUGUCAUUGCAGGGUUCCCCACGGCUUUCUACUGUUAUGCGAUUACUUCCAAUCUCUUCUCCAUAUCUUAUGGAAUCGUGAUGAGGAACCCUCUAGUUCAUAAAUCAUUGGGGCUAUCAAGGAUGCAACCUUGACUCAUCAAAAGAAGCGUUGAAUUUAAAGGCUUUGGGGCUUAUAGAGGAGUGGGAGCUCGUUGGUAUUUUAGCGCGCUUUUAGUAGUAUUAUACUAGCGGAAUAGUACAUGCGAUUAGGGUUGUAUACGAAUCAAAUAAUUUUGUUCGAUUCCGUAUUCGUGUUCGAAUUUUGAUAUUCGUAUUCGAAAAUUUACGAAUCGAAUCCAAAUACAAAUAAUAUUUUUGAUUCGAUUAGUUACCAAAUACAAAUUGAAAAUUUUGAUAUU